Molecule: messenger RNA, 1470 nt
Organism: Ostrea edulis (European flat oyster)
Lineage: Eukaryota; Metazoa; Mollusca; Bivalvia; Ostreida; Ostreidae
Product: beta-1,3-galactosyltransferase 1-like
Exons: 1
Coding region: 183-1322 (379 amino acids)
Cellular component (GO): membrane
Molecular function (GO): hexosyltransferase activity
Source: RefSeq, a predicted model, not a curated record
UGAUACAUGUCCAUUUUGUUGUUGCGAAAACUCGCAGAGCAGAACUGCUAUUACCUCGACUUGUCCCACUAUUGAGAUCAUUAUCAUCUCCAUUCCUGUCUAUUUGUGUUUAAAAUUUAAAGUAAUCUUACAAGCGUUUAUCUGCUUUGCAGUGCUUUUUAUAAUGUAAGUAGGAAUUUAACAUGACCGCACUUCGAAAAACUACGAUCAUUUUAAGUCUGAGAAACUUAACGUAUUUACUAGCAGCUCUUUCUGUUGUUGUUCUUUUUAGUAUUUGGAACCAGAAUCGUCAACUCUCAAAAUUUUCAGACUCGCUAUGGAGGUUCAAAGGAAAUUUGUUCAAUAUUUUUUAUUCAACUGUUCUCUUUAAUACUAAUAAUUCCUCUAUCAUUGAUUUCCAAAGUAAUGGUGACAAACAAACAGCAUUCCUGUCUAUUGAAGAUCACGCGAGGAUUACAAAUGAAAGCCAUACUGCAGCAAGACCCUUAUUGUGCACUUCAUGUUUCCUUCAUAACUAUGGAUAUGUUUUAAACAAUGAUGGCAUAUGUGAUUUGAAAAACAGUGUUGAUUCAAUACGGAUUAUCAUUCUAAUUUUCAGCACUCAUGCGAAUACUGAUAGACGGAAAGCUUUGAGGGAAUCUUGGCUUCUGCCUUACCGACAUAACCAAGACAACAUCCGGUACGCCUUUCUUCUAGGGAUGACUUCUAACCCGAGUUUACAAGGGCGGCUUGAGACAGAAAGUGCACUGUAUAAAGACAUAGUUCAAGAAAAUUUCCUUGACAGUUACCACAACCUCACCAUCAAAACAGUAAUGGCGCUGAAGUGGGUAAUCACGCACUGCAAUCACGCAAAGUUUAUGAUGAAAACAGAUGACGAUAUGUACGUAAAUACGGAGUCUCUGAAAAUCGCCCUCCAACAACAUGGUAUUCAAUUACUCAGGUCUGUCGGUGGUCACUGUUGGCUGAAAGGAAGGCCACAGAGACAAAGGAGUUCUAAAUGGUACGCAUCGUACAGAAUGUAUCCACAAAAGAUCUACCCCGGAUUCUGCUCCGGGACCGGAUAUGUAACAAGCAUUUCAAUGGCUAAAAAACUGUUUGAUGUUACUCCACAUGUUCCUUUCUUCCACUUGGAAGAUGUGUAUGUGGGGCUCUGUCUAUAUGCUCUUGGUUUGUCCGUGACGCACAUCAGGGGUUUUAACUUGGGACGGAUUCCUCUUGGAUGUGUCUAUAAAAGCAACACAUUAAUUACGUCACAUGAACUUGAACUGCACCAUCUCUUGUAUGUGUGGCAUCUGAAGUGUAAAAAAAAGCACACUGGAUAAUUGAACACCAUCAAAACAUGAUUGAGAAACACAAUGACCUAUGCAAUCAUGAUAUUUGUUUGACUUGUAUGUAUGGCCUUGACUAUCAUCUGUAUAAUAGAGCUUUAACCUUGACCUGUUUGUUUACAUUAAAAAAAGUUUUUCAUAA